AUGGGAAAUUUGAAGUCAUUGCAUCAUUUGUAUAUGAAGGAAACUGCUGUGACAGAAUUACCAGAAAGCUUUGGCAUGCUCACAUGUUUGAUGGUGCUGAACAUGAGAAAGGAUCCCAACAAGCAAGAGCAACCAAAUUCAUCAUUUGUAGCGUUGCCAGCAUCUUUCACAAAUCUCUUAUCGCUGCAAGAACUUGAUGCUCGGGCCUGGAGAAUAUGUGGUGAAAUCCCAGAUGAUUUUGAGAAGCUGGCAGCAAUAGAGAGUCUGGAUUUGGGUAGCAAUGAUUUCUAUAAACUACCAUCAAGUCUAAGGGGACUGUCACUUCUAAGAGAUCUCAAGCUGCCCAAAUGUGAAAAGCUUCAGUCCCUGCCUCCACUUCCCUCUAGUUUGGAGAAGUUGAAUCUUGCAAACUGUAUAUCAUUGGCGACAUUAUCUGAUCUUUCCAAUAUAAAGGGCUUACAAGAAUUAAACCUUACAAACUGUGAGAAAUUGGUAGAUUUGCCAGGCCUUGAGUCCUUAACGUCCUUGAGAGAAUUGUAUAUGAGUAACUGCAGUACCUGCGCUUCAGCAGCAAAGAAAAGACUCUCCAAGGUUUAUCUCAAGAAUCUGAGAAAUCUAAGCAUGCCUGGAAGUAGAAUUCCAGAUUGGUUUACACAAGAGAUGGUUACCUUUUCAAGCCACAAAACCCGUGAUCUCACUGGGGUGAUAAUCGCAGUUGUUGUUUCCAUUAACCAUCAUAUUCCAGAUGAACUGAGAUACCAACUGCCUGCCGUGCUGGACAUUCAAGCACAGAUCUUCAAUGGCGAGGAGGCAAUAAUGACCACUGCAUUGAACUUAAUUGGGGUACCUAGAACCAACCAAGGCAAUGUUCACUUGUGUCGAUAUCCCGCAUAUCGUCCCUUGGUUUCCAUGUUGAAGGAUGGUUUUAAGAUUAAAGUGACCAGGCGAAACCCGCCCUACGUACAGGGCGUAGAGCUGAAGAAAGCUGGGAUUUUUCUAGUUUAUGAAAACGAUGAUGAUUAUGGUGGCGAUGAAGAUUCACUGGAUGAGAACCAGCAGUCUGUAUCAGAAAAAUUAGCCAAGUUUUUCAGCUCUCUUGAAGAAAAUGAUGGAAUUGAUCACCAAUCCAACUGCAGCCAUGAAAUAAAAGAAGAGCUUCAACUCCAAAGUAAGAAACAAAAACGUCGCCCAAUCAAGUCGUGCUGCAGUUGGUGCGGGAGGUUAAGCGUAAAAUCAUGAGAGAUUUCAAGGCGCGUAUGCCUAUUUCUGUUAUUUCACUUCACUCAAGUUGAACGCAGUAUACAUUCUUAGGAUCCAUUUGGAUGGAUAAUGAAAUAGAUUUUAGUGAGUUUAAAGACGAGGGUGACAAUAAAAUUAGUUAUGGGCAUAUUCAAGCCCUAAAAUAGCAA
Gossypium raimondii (Peruvian cotton) is the source of this 1409-nucleotide messenger RNA. Its product is annotated as disease resistance-like protein CSA1. The transcript is spliced from 2 exons. Lineage: Eukaryota; Viridiplantae; Streptophyta; Magnoliopsida; Malvales; Malvaceae. The record is from RefSeq and is a predicted model, not a curated record. The coding region runs from base 1 to 1239 and encodes 412 amino acids.